This is a messenger RNA of Vanessa tameamea, 5082 nucleotides long. It is a transcript of the gene Stt3B, whose product is annotated as dolichyl-diphosphooligosaccharide--protein glycosyltransferase subunit STT3B. Lineage: Eukaryota; Metazoa; Arthropoda; Insecta; Lepidoptera; Nymphalidae. The transcript is spliced from 15 exons. Gene Ontology annotation, cellular component: membrane. Gene Ontology annotation, biological process: post-translational protein modification. The coding region runs from base 129 to 2462 and encodes 777 amino acids. Gene Ontology annotation, molecular function: dolichyl-diphosphooligosaccharide-protein glycotransferase activity. The record is from RefSeq and is a predicted model, not a curated record.
UUUUAAGGUGGACGUGUCAGUCAGCCAAAAGUCAAUCAAUUUCAAUAGAAAUCGUAUUGUUGAAAUUGAUGUAUGAGAAAUCUUUUAUUGAAUAUUUAGGAUAGUCAAUAAUUUUAUCUCAUAUUAAGAUGCCGACAACGGCUGAGACUAAACACAGCAAUGGUCGCAAUAAAGGAAUAUUUAACAACACGACCGGCUUUAGUACUCUCAUCACGGUUACAGUUUUGUCACUGGCUUGGUUGGCCGGUUUUGCAUCCCGGCUUUUUGCUGUAAUACGUUUCGAAAGCAUCAUUCAUGAAUUUGAUCCUUGGUUUAACUAUAGAUCGACGGCGUAUAUGGUACAGCAUGGUUUCUAUAACUUUUUAAAUUGGUUUGACGAGAGAGCAUGGUACCCUCUAGGUCGCAUUGUAGGGGGUACAGUUUACCCUGGUCUUAUGAUCACAUCAGGGACCAUCCAUUGGAUACUGCAUACACUUAAUAUACCAAUACACAUACGAGAUAUAUGUGUGUUUCUUGCACCAAUAUUCAGUGGUUUAACAGCAAUAGCUACUUACCUGUUAACAUCUGAGCUAUGGUCCCGUGGUGCAGGUCUCUUUGCUGCAUGUUUUAUAGCAAUAGUACCAGGCUACAGCAGCAGGUCUGUAGCAGGGAGUUAUGAUAAUGAGGGCAUAGCUAUAUUUGCACUACAGUUUACUUAUUAUUUAUGGUUGAAAAGUAUAAAAAGUGGAUCAAUUUUCUGGUCAAUUUGUACAGCUCUUUCAUACUUUUAUAUGGUCUCAGCAUGGGGUGGUUACGUGUUCAUUAUCAAUUUAAUACCUUUACAUGUCUUUGUAUUACUUAUUAUGGGACGGUUCUCGCAAAGGUUAUUUGUCAGCUAUACUGUCUUUUACAUUAUUGGACUAUUGCUGUCUAUGCAGAUUCCAUUCGUAGGAUUCCAACCAAUCCGCACAAGUGAACACAUGGCUGCUUCAGGUGUGUUUGCACUUUUGAUGGCCGUAGGUGCAUUAAAGUAUUUACACAGCCUGAAUCCGAAAGGACAAUGGAAACAAUUGCUUAUCUUGGGGGGUUUGGUAGCUGCCGGGACUGUGUUCUUGGCUGUGGUUCUCCUUACAUAUAUGGGGGUAAUUGCUCCCUGGAGUGGAAGAUUUUACUCCCUAUGGGAUACAGGUUACGCAAAGAUCCAUAUCCCUAUCAUAGCUUCGGUAUCUGAACACCAGCCGACAACAUGGUCAUCAUUUUUCUUCGAUUUACACGUACUUGUGUGUACAUUCCCUGUUGGACUUUGGUAUUGCAUCAAAAAUAUUAAUGAUGAGAGAGUUUUUGUGGCCUUAUAUGCUCUAAGUGCUGUUUACUUUGCGGGUGUGAUGGUCCGACUGAUGUUGACUCUGACGCCUGUAGUGUGCGUUCUGGCAGGCAUCGCCUUCUCUAUAUUGCUCGACUUGGUGCUUAAAGAGGAUGAAAUGCAGACGGCGCCCGUUGAAACAGAAGACUCGAAAAACUUGUAUGAUAAGGCGGGUAAACUGAAGAAGCGUACCCCGGAGCCAGUUCCAGCCGCAGACUCCGGUCUGGGUAUGAACGUUCGCUCGGGCACACUCAUCGCCUUCAUGAUCCUGCUCAUGUUGUUCUCCGUGCACUGCACCUGGGCCACCUCUAACGCCUACUCCAGUCCUAGUAUCGUUUUGGCCAGCUACGGUAACGACGGCUCUCGCAAAAUACUAGACGACUUCAGGGAAGCUUACGGCUGGCUGUCACAGAAUACCGCUGAAGAUGCUAGAAUUAUGUCCUGGUGGGAUUAUGGCUAUCAGAUCGCCGGUAUGGGUAACAGAACGACUUUAGUCGACAAUAAUACAUGGAACAAUUCCCACAUAGCUCUGGUCGGGAAGGCUAUGGCUAGUAAUGAGAGUGCUGCCUACGAUAUAAUGACGAUGCUGGACGUGGACUACGUGCUGGUGAUCUUUGGCGGCGCUAUCGGUUAUUCUGGAGACGAUAUCAACAAGUUUAUUUGGAUGGUCCGCAUCGCUGAGGGAGAACACCCUAAGGAAAUUCAUGAAGCCGAUUAUUUCACAGAGAGAGGAGAAUACAGAGUAGAUUCUGAAGCUUCUAAAACAAUGUUAAAUUGUCUCAUGUACAAAUUAUCAUAUUAUAGGUACGACAGCGGCGGCAGCCCGGCGGGCUACGACCGCACGCGCGGCGCGCUGCCCGGCCACCGCGGCUUCCAGCUCACCUACCUGGAGGAGGCCUACACCACCGAGCACUGGCUCGUGCGGAUAUACAGAGUUAAGAAACCUGAUGAGUUCAAUCGGCCGAGAUUGCCAUUGGCUAAGCGGACAAUACCGACCAGCAACAACUUAUCAAAGAAGCCUGCUUACGAUCUAGGACCGAUGACAUCAAAGAGAAGAAAAGGUCUACUGAAGAAUAAACCAACUCUCGUCAAGGGCAAGAAGAUGACGAAGCUGGAGUGACGCAGCUAAGAUACGGCCUCCGUCAGUGGUGACGAUGCUGUGUUCAUUACUUAACUAUGUUCCCCAGAUAUUAAAACCAGUCUAAUUAUUUCCUACGUUUUAUUAUCUGUAUCGUUCCGCUGAGAGCGAGUUCUUACUGUUCUUGUUGACGCAUUGUAAGGAUUUAAUGAAAUUUUCGCUAUGUAUGUUUCAAAAUAAUAAUAUUUUCGUAGUGUACAUUUGACAAGAUUGUUGAAUUUCUAAAGUAUAUUUUUAAAUCGCAAACGCCUGAUCAAUAACUGGUAACAUUUUUCCUGAGUGACUUAAUUUUUUUUAUUUGAAUUCAGAAACAAAAUAAUAUAAUUUAAAUUCGAAUAUUUAAAUAUAAAUUAAUGAAUAAGUAGCACGUUACCACUGACGCGAAUAUUAGAUCUAUGACUGACACCAAUUCUUUAUAUAUGUAUAUGUAGACUAUUAGACUAAAGGCGUUUCUUAAAUUUUUAGAUGAAUACGUUUUAAUUUAUUUACGCGCCGAUUACAUGGAUACUGGCACAUAUUUUUUUUUCUUUAAUUUUUGUUUUUUAUUAUUCGAAAGAUAACCUUUUUUAGGAGCAACGGGAUAGAAUCUAAAUACAUCACUAUUUUCUAAUCACCAAAAAAAAAUUAAUGAAUGAGAAACGUAUUAAAUAUCAAUGAAUUACAUAUGCAUUCAGAUAAAUAUUUUAUAAUAUUAAUGCCACUUGCUCGAUCAUCACAAUUUCUCAGUAACUUGUAAUACGUGAGGAAUGGAAAUUUAGCUAGCAUGUUCCCUUUCAUGAGUCUGGGGUGGAGUCAUAGCGUUUGUCGAGUGGAUUGUACGAAACUAAAUUUCCAGAGAAGAUUUGUCAUUAGACUUGUGUUGCUGUUAAGUAUAACUCCCAUAACAAAAAUCUAAUUUCUAUUACAAAGACAAGAGAUUUAAAUUAUCAUUCCGAAAAUUCAAUUCCAAUAUGAUUGAUGAUGAGGGAAUUGGUUGACAGCGUCAAUCCUCAAAACAUACUGUUAUCAACUACGAAUCCAGCAAGCUCGUCAUACAAUAUACAUUUUUCUUUGUGAUUGUAGCCAAGGGACUUAAGAUGUAAAACUGAUUACGUUUUAAUGAAUAUCUUUCCUUCAGUAUAACAGACAUCAGACAUUGACUUCUUUUAAGGAUAUCAAAUUAAUGUUUGUUAAUUUCAAACAGAAGGGAUUGUAGUUGAAAUAUGUAUUCAUUGUAUCUAUAACACCCUUUAAGGAUUUAAUUUUAUGCUCUGCGAAGCGGGUGGAUUGCUAUCCAUGUUAGUAGUUAUAUAAGGGACGCUUGAUAUUUAUAUAGUAUUACAUAUUUUUAUGGUCCGCCCUGACUUCGCACAAGGAAAAAGGGCUUAAGUUCCGUAUAAUAUUGCAUGAAGUUCUUAAUCAAACGGAUUGUAUGUCAUUUUGAUUCUUAACAAAUCGUUUUCAGACUAUAUAUGAAAAUUAUUCGUUUAUUGUAGCCAAAUGUCCAUGUUGCGGUGUCUUACCUGAUGUUCAAAGAGGGUAUCGUGUUUGUAAUUGCUACGUCCAUUUAUAUAAUAUUUAAAUAGUUUUAAAUAUUAUAUUAGAAUUAUUUAACGCCGUGUCUAUUGAUCCCAUUUUUGAUGAUUGAGGUAUAUAAUGUUGCCAGAUAAUAUAUCAUUAACAAUUAUGUUGAGAAAGUAAUAAAUUUUAAUUAUUAUAUUAUUGUUGAGUUAUGUUUUCUAAUACUGUUAUUGAAUUUCUCGCAAAAAUUAAUGUUCUCAGAAUAAUAAAAAAGCCAUAACCAAGACUAGAAAUUUUAAGUUAAUAUUUUGCAUACAUCUGGCAGCGUUAACGUUACUUUAACCUCGCUUUGUUAUCAUCGAUUAUCUUAAUAUUAUUUAUCAGAAGAAAUAAGAUUAAAAAAAAAAUGUAAUUCUAAGACAGGUUAAUGUAAAAUAAUAUUUUUGGGACUUAUAUUGUUAAAUAUAAUGUAAAAAUAACACCAAGAUUUAGGUACGUGUUGGCCAACGACUUGGUUUUUAAAUACCGAGUAAUAUAUAUCGACAAUCACUACGAAUUAAGUUUGCCUCACACGGUUUUGUGAACUAUAUUUAUUUUUUAGUUAUGGAUUUAAAGUACAAAAAAAAAAAAAAAACAACUUAAAUAAGCGUUUUCAUUACAUCGUAAUAUUUAUAGGAUUAUUAUCUUUGGACAGAUGAUUCAAGUAACGUUUAAAUACAUUAGUGAAGUCUAUGCACAAGUUUUUCAUUUAAUAUAAGAAUUAUAAUUAAUUUGCGAAAAUGAAAAUAUAUUAUGAAACCGUUUGAGGCACUCAUAAUUUAAUAUAUUACUCAUAUAAUGUUGGCCAGUAAUAUUGAUAGGUGUCGUCUAGUUCAUAAUAAUGUCACAUGUGUUAGGUAGUGAAUUGUAUUUUAAAGGCAAUUAUUUCUUGUGUCUUGGUCAAAGUAUUGUCCUGUGUAAGUGAAGAUGUUAUGUGUUUUAAUUUUAUUGUUGCCCAGCACUUUUGUUUGUUUUUUUUUUCGUAUUUUCUAACAGAGGUUUAUGUUGUGUAUUAAGGUUUCAUUGUAGUUUACAAUGUUCUUAAUAAACAGCUAAAAUAUAA